Maylandia zebra (zebra mbuna) is the source of this 2079-nucleotide messenger RNA. RefSeq names its product cysteine and glycine-rich protein 1b (gene csrp1b). Lineage: Eukaryota; Metazoa; Chordata; Actinopteri; Cichliformes; Cichlidae. The record is from RefSeq and is a predicted model, not a curated record. Gene Ontology annotation, molecular function: actinin binding; structural constituent of muscle. Gene Ontology annotation, biological process: muscle tissue development; sarcomere organization. Gene Ontology annotation, cellular component: cytoplasm; Z disc; nucleus.
ACAUGGGCCUCCCUCUGUUUCUCUGCUAACAAGUGUCUCUUCUCAGCUCAGCUGUCUCACUGUUUCAUCAAACACCCACUGAGAGGAGCGUCGCUUUGACUUGUUACGGAAUGCCUUUAGGGGGAGGAAAUAAGUGUGGCUGCUGCCAGAAACCUGUCUACUUUGCUGAGGAAGUGCAGUGUGAGGGAAAGAGCUGGCAUAAAUCCUGUUUUCUGUGCAUGGUGUGUAAGAAAAACUUGGACAGCACAACUGUGGCUGUUCAUGUGGAUGAGAUCUACUGCAAAUCCUGCUAUGGCAAGAAAUAUGGGCCAAAAGGCUAUGGCUACGGAGGUGGAGCUGGCACGCUGAGUAUGGAUACAGGAGAGGGUCUUGGAAUCAAGCCUGAAGUGCAAGCUCCUCAUCGCCCCACAAAUAACCCCAACUCCUCCAAGUUUGCCCAGAAAGCAGGAGGCUCAGAUGUGUGUCCACGCUGUGGGAAAACAGUGUAUGCAGCAGAGAAGGUUAUUGGGGGAGGCAAUUCAUGGCAUAAGAGCUGUUUUCGCUGUGCCAAAUGUGGAAAAGGACUGGAGUCCACAACCCUUGCUGAUAGAGAUGGGGAGAUCUACUGUAAAGGUUGCUAUGCAAAGAACUUUGGUCCAAAGGGUUUUGGCUUUGGUCAGGGUGCAGGCGCUCUUGCUCAUUCCCAGUAAAGCCUGAAGCCUUAGCUCACCUGGGACUGACAUCUGGUGGGCUCCGAUAUCACAGCUUCUGGGAUCUCUCAGUCAACAUGAAGCUUAUUUCACUUUGCCCUUUCACUUUAGCUACAGGCAAUGAAAAAUGAAAGAAGCACACAUCAGCAGCUCUUUGAAAAUAUUCACCAAGCAAAGUCUGCUCCUUACUUGAUGUUGCAUUAGACUCCAGUGUAUACAACCCCAAGUCCAAAAAAAGUUGGGAUGUGUACGUGUUAUAAAUAAAGAUGGACAGAAGUGAUUUGCAAAUCUCAUAAAUCUAUAUUUUAUUCACAAUGGAACACAGAAAAGGCAUUACAUGCUUAAAAUGAGGUAUUUUACUUUUUCAUUUUGAAUUUGCUGGCAGCAGCAUCGUUCAAAUAAUUUGGGAUCACGACAGCAAAGGAAGUGCAAACGUAAGACUAAAAAACACAAAGCAGUAGGAACAGAAAUUCAACAAUCUGGAAAACACUGCAUCCACAAAUUGAUGAUCAGCAUUCUGAAAUUUUACCAGAAAGUAAUAUACCAUCAUCAAAAGAUUGAGAGAAUCUGAAGAAAUCUGUGUCCAAGGGACAAAAAUGAAAAUCAGUACUGGAAUCAUGUGAUCAUCAGUAAACUCAUCGGGACGACAUUAAAAACAUAACGGUCAUAGAUAUUGCCUGCAUGUACUCAGGAACACCUCUAGAAACCAUCGUCUCUCAACACAGUUCACUGUGUCAUCCACAAAUGCAGGUUAAACCUCUAUUAUCCAAAGAAGUGCAAAUACAGAGGUUACAGAAACAAGUUCCAGACUUGUAUGGACCGUUAAAGGAAGACGAGUUGGUACACCGUGGUAAACACGGCCCUGUCACAACUUGCUUGGGACAAGGCUGUGACAUGUUUUUGCUGUCAGAUUCAAAAUGACCACAUUUUAUUUUAAAUUUGUACAUUUUCUCAGUUUACACAUUUGCUAUGUUUUUUAUUUUCUGUUGUGAAUAAAAUGUGAGUUUGAGAUUUGCAAAUCAUUGCAUUCUAUUUACCUGAUUACAUUUGCUACAUUGACAUAAGUGUAGCAAACACAUCUACAAAUGUUACACUGACAUCUAAUUCGUGUGCACUCACUGAGUAGUUAACAAUUUGGCUUAAACAGCACUAGAACAUGUACACAAAAGCAACUUGGCUUAUCGAGUGCUAAAUUUAAAUAACAUCUAAAAAUAAUAGACAACAAGAACAAAAGAAGAAAUUAUACACUGACAACUGUGAGAAAACAGUCUUAAAUCAUGCCUCAGUUACAUUGGUGCUGAAGCUUUUCUUACUGCCGAAUGUUAUAAUUAAUAUCUUAAGAAAGGCAUUUCUUGCUCUAACACAAAAUAAAUUUAAUGGCAAAAGCAAA